This is a messenger RNA of Aspergillus niger, 1449 nucleotides long. RefSeq lists its product as uncharacterized. The transcript has 4 exons. Bases 1 to 1449 code for a protein of 482 amino acids. The record is from RefSeq and is a predicted model, not a curated record. Lineage: Eukaryota; Fungi; Ascomycota; Eurotiomycetes; Eurotiales; Aspergillaceae. Gene Ontology annotation, molecular function: succinate-semialdehyde dehydrogenase (NAD+) activity.
AUGAUCGCCAAAAACCCCAACGGAAAUACCGCGGUUAUCCCGCUCCUGAUCAACAACGAGUCUUCUGUGACCGAGACGAUAUUCGACGUUACGAGCCCCUCGACGGGUGAAGUGAUUGACCGUUGCGCCGGAGCAACAGUCGACGAUGCCAACCGUGCUGUCGCGGCCGCAAAGGCCGCCUUCCCCGGAUGGAGCAAGACCAAGCCGUACGAUCGUAGGGAUAUCCUCAUUAGAGCCGCGGAUAUUAUGCUCUCCCGGAAAGAAGAAUUGAUUCGGUAUCAGAUGGAGGAGACAGGUGCGGGUCGUAUGUUUGUGGAGAAAACAUUCAUGCUGGGAGUCGGGUUCUUGAAGGAUUUCGCAGCGCGAAUCCCGUCUAUCGAGGGCACAGUACCCUCCGUCUCGGAAGAUGGCGAGUGCGCAAUGGUUAUCAAGCAGCCAUAUGGCGUAGUAUUGGGAAUCGCGCCUUGGAAUGCUCCCUACAUCCUCGGAACCCGCGCAGUCGCUCUACCCCUCGCCGCGGGUAAUACGACGAUUUUGAAGGGAUCAGAGCUUGCCCCCAAGUGUUUCUGGGCAAUUGGAGAUAUCUAUCGCGAAGCUGGUCUUCCUGCGGGAUGUCUGAAUGUCCUUUACCACCGUCCCUCGGACGCAGCGGCGGUCACGAACGCCCUCAUUGCUCACCCAGCUGUGCGCAAGAUCAACUUCACCGGUAGCACCACGGUGGGCUCAAUCGUCGCGGCCACUGCCGGCAAAUAUACGAAGCCGGUACUCCUCGAACUGGGAGGCAAAGCUUCGGCCAUUGUCUUGGACGAUGCCAACCUGGACAAGGCCGCCAUGUGCUGUGCACUGGGAUCCUUUAUGCAUUCCGGACAAAUCUGCAUGUCGACGGAACGCGUUAUAGUACAGCGGUCUAUUGCAGAUAGGUUCAAGCAGAUGAUGGCGGAGGCGGUGGAGAAAGUAUUUGGCAAGCACGGACCGGCAUUGGUCCUCGUUGCCCCUGCUGCAGUCAAGAAGAACAAGGAGCUGGUAGAGGAUGCGCUCGCCAAAGGCGCCAACCUUAUCUAUGGUGACACUGCGGCCAUUGACUUGAACAACAGCAGCAUGCGGCCUGUGGUCGUUGGCGAUGUCGCCAAGAACAUGGACAUGUACUCCACGGAGUCGUUUGGCCCGACUGUAUCCCUCAUUGUGGUUGAUAGCGAGGAAGACGCUGUGACACUGGCCAAUGACACGGAGUACGGCCUCACUUCGGCAGUAUUUACGGGGAACCUGUUCCGUGGCCUCAGGGUUGCCAAGCAGAUUGAAGCAGGUGCUGUACAUAUCAAUUCUUUGACCGUGCACGACGAGCCUGUUCUUCCCCAUGGCGGCUGGAAGAGCAGCGGAUACGGUCGCUUCGGAGGAACCUCCGGUUACGACGAGUGGCUGCAAACCAAGACGAUUACUUGGGUAGAAUAA